AUGUUCAAUGAUCGGAACAGCAACUUCCGAGGUGGUUCUUCUUCUUCUGGUGCAUCUGAGUCGAAUCGUCAUGAAAUAAAAGAUUCUGAAUUUCAAAAGGAAGUGGAUGACAAGAAGAAUGGUGAUCACUUCAAACUUCUCACCGAAUUGUUCAGAUCCAUUUCCGAACGUUUAUUUCAUGAUUCAAAAAAUCCUGACCAACCACAUGAUGAAGAGGUGUCAGCGCUGAAUAUCGAUCGUGCUGCAACAGGAACAACUGUUCCUUCUUUACAAGAAAGAAUAGCAAAGACUGCCAAAUCAGUGAGAGACAAGAUUGGAAAAGUAAAAGAACAAGUUCUCGAUGUGAAAACCAAGUUCAAAGGAAAAAGGAAUCUUUCCAAGCAUUUAUGGUGA
Messenger RNA from Naegleria fowleri, 393 nucleotides. RefSeq lists its product as uncharacterized. Bases 1 to 393 code for a protein of 130 amino acids. The record is from RefSeq and is a predicted model, not a curated record. The transcript has a single exon. NCBI's taxonomy places the organism in Eukaryota, Heterolobosea, Eutetramitea, Acrasida, Naegleriidae.